Molecule: messenger RNA, 6054 nt
Organism: Choloepus didactylus (southern two-toed sloth)
Lineage: Eukaryota; Metazoa; Chordata; Mammalia; Pilosa; Megalonychidae
Gene: DRC3
Product: dynein regulatory complex subunit 3
Exons: 13
Coding region: 271-1689 (472 amino acids)
Molecular function (GO): protein binding
Source: RefSeq, a predicted model, not a curated record
GUCAACUUUCACCCAGGAAGUCAACUUCCUGACUUCCCCUUAGCAACCAAGUGUCUGCCUUUGGUACCCCUAGCAACCGGGGCGACGCGUCUGCUGGACCCAACUCUGGGAGGAUCCACUUGAUCCCAGGUUGUUUCCCGGGACACUUCUGGAUCGGUUCCUCCGGAGGAAGCUACCCCACUGGCAGCGGCGUAAAUCUCGCCAGUGCUCCCCCACUUCCUACCGUCGGUCUCCAUCAACGGCUCUGUUCUAAAGCAGGCACCAGGCAGGAUGAACCGGCUGGGCAGCUCCACGGAGCCGCGCGUGAUGGACGACGACCUGCUCAAGCUGGCUGUGAGCGAGCAAGGCCCACGGGAGGAGGCCGGGCAGCUGGCCAAGCAGGAGGGCAUCCUCUUCAAGGACGUGCUGUCCCUGCAGCUGGACUUCCAGAACAUCCUCCGGAUAGACAACCUCUGGCAGUUCGAGAGCCUGAGGAAGCUGCAGCUGGACAACAACAUCAUCGAGAGGAUCGAGGGCCUGGAGAGCCUGACGCACCUGGUCUGGCUGGACCUGUCCUUCAACAACAUCGAGACCAUCGAGGGGCUGGACACCCUGGUGAACCUGGAGGACCUGAGCCUGUUCAACAACCGGAUCUCCAAAAUCGACUCCCUGGACGCCCUGAGCAAGCUGCAGGUGCUGUCGCUGGGAAACAACCAGAUCUACAACAUGCUGAACAUCAUCUACCUGCGGCGGUUCAAGGACCUGCGGACGCUCAGCCUCUCCGGGAACCCCAUCUCUGAGUCAGAGGAUUACAAGAUGUUCAUCUACGCCUACCUUCCCGACCUCGUCUACCUGGACUUCCGGCGCAUCGACGAGCACGCGAAGGAGCAGGCGGAGGCGCGGCACCAGUUCGCCAUCGACGAGCUGCGGCACCGCGAGAACCUGGCGCAGGCGCGGCAGGAGGACGAGCUCGCGCGGCGGGAGGAGCUGGAGGAGCACGAGGCCGCCUUCAUCGAGAACAUGAACGGCUCCUUCCUGUUCGACAGCCUGUACGCCGAGGACGUGGAGGGCAACAAGCUGUCGCAUCUGCCGGGCAUCAGCGAGCUCCUGGAAGCCUACAAGGACAAAUUUGUCAUCAUCUGCCUGAACAUUUUCGAGUACGGCCUGAGACAGCAGGAGAAGCGGAAGGUGGAGCUCGACACCUUCUAUGAGUGCAUCCAAGAGGCCAUCCGGGAGAACCAGGAGCAGGGCAAGCAGAAGAUCGCCAAGUUCGAGGAGAAGCACUUCCAGACUUUGAGCUCUGUUCGAGAUGAGUCCGAACUCCCUGCCAUCGAGAUGAAGAUGGUGGAGUGUGGCGAGGACAUCACCGAGCUGUUCAACACGCUCAUGACCCUGGAGAGGCAGCUAGUGGCGCAGCUGGAGGAGACCAUAAACGUCUUUGAAAGGAACAUCACUGACUUGGUGGGGCUCUUCGUUGAAAACGUACAAAGCCUGAUGGCACAGUGCCGCGACCUGGAGAACCACCAUCACGAGAAGCUCCUGGAGGUCUCCAUCAGCACCCUCGAGAGGAUCCUCAAGGGCGAGUUCGAUGAGGACCUGCCGGACCACGUGCGCGAGUUUCCUGCCUGCCAGAAGGGUCCUUUUAAAACCCCAAACCAGAAAGUUUUGUGCUUUUGUACAAAACCUGCAAUGGCUUUGAGUUGGCCAUGACUUAGCGAAAGCUCUUCGCCGGAGUCCCUCAGACCCUGGAAUUGGCACUGCCGACCUGGACCCUUCUCCGAUGCUCCUGGCCCUCCAGCCCUGGCCCCUGGCGAUGCCCCAGACGCGCCCGCCUGCUCUUUCCAGCUGCUAUUCCGUCCAGCAGACACCAUGCUCUUCCCUCAGGCCUGUAGGCCUGGCUCGGCUGGUCAUUCCCAUCUCAGCCAGGUGUCAGCACCCAGGAGAGGCUUCCCGUCACCUGGCUGCAGAACCACCGUCUCCGUCACACGCCCACUGAUCGUCCUCACAGCCCUGACCAGGAUUUCAACCCACCUGCUUGUGCUGAUUUGCUUACCUGGCUAUUUACAGUUACACAAGCUCAUGAGGGAGGCAGAAUCGGCCUUUUCCACCACCACCCAGGCCCCAGUGCUGGCAGUGUGGGCCGGCAGUGGCCAGCGUGGUGAUCAGAUGCCUGUGGUGGCUGAGCGAGCAGUGUCCCUUCUCUGUGCCUCCACUCUGCCCAGGCCAGCCCGGUCCAGCCAACACGGAGCCCUGGGCACCCCUGUCCAGGGCCGAGACAAAGGCCCAGCACAGGAGCGAGUGCUGCGGUGGGACCCACACUGAGAAGACUCAGCACCUGACACCCUAAAUGCUGCUGUGGUUGGCCGGAUGUGGGGGAGCCGUCUCCCCAGAAUCUGCAAGUACAGCUGCCCCAAGAGCCAACCCUGGAACCACCGAGUGGGAGCAGCACAGGCCAAGCUGCCUCUGGACAGCUCCGGGUCUGCAGCCCCGGCAGGCCCGCUCCUGAGCGCGCCCACUUCCCAGGGACGGGCUCACGGAAGGCGGGCAGGGCCAGGGGUCAGCUCCCAGGGCCAGCCCGUCCCUCCCGCAGGACUGCACUGGGUGGUCAGCAGAGCUUCGUCACCACUCACCACGGCCUGGUGGCCACACAGGAUCUCACUAAUUCUCAAAAGGACCCCAACUAUCAUCCCCAUUAGGUGAGAAGACAGGGUCAAACUGGGCCUCCGAAAACUUGAGUAAACUGCCCAAGACACACAGCUUGGGAGGAUGAGGCCUCGAGCUGGCGCCCUGGGUGUGCCCAGGCCUCAGGUUGCUUGCGUCUCCUUAUAUUUAAGCCACAAAGUUGCGGCAUCUCAUUCUUCAGGGGGAAUGAGUGUGCCCUCGCUGACAACAUUUACUGAGCGCUGCCCCCUGGAAGCACUUCGUGUGUGUUUGCUCUUUCAGUUGCCAAUCAGCACAGUGCCAAAGGCACCACCGUGGGGCCCUUUUACAGAUGAGGAAACUGAGGCACAGCACGAUAAAGGAACCUGCCUGAGGACACUCACACUCUGGGGUUGUGAUUUGAACCCAUGCAGUUGACUCAAAGCCUUUCACAAAAUGUCUCCUGAGUCUGUAGCAAGACCAGGCACCUUCAGACAGUGCGACGAGGCCUUGGGAGAGAAGGUUCUGGUUUCUGUCCCAGGCGUGAAUGAGCACAUCAUGAUCCAAAAUCCAGGCUAACAAGGUAGCCCACCUCUUUAAAGUGCCUCUCCUUCGGCCGAGGGACUGCUGGCAGCUGAUGCCAGACCUGGGGUCAAAUCUGUCCCGACCCUGGGGCUCUGCGUCCACAGCUCUGGGAGGGGACAGAACGCCCAGGCGAGGGGACCCUCUGGCAAAGGGCCCAGCCACUGCCCCGGCCAUGAGGGUCAGGCGAGGCAAGGCCCCGUGCACUCCGAGUGCUCCCACAGGGUGCCCAGCUGUGGGGGGGGAGGGUGGUCCGUGCUCGGUCCCCCGGGUCUGCUCCAUGAUGGUGGGUGGGACCCAGGCCCGCGGUCCGGGGACAGGGCAGCCAGGAGGAGGUUUGGCAGGGACUCGAUGGCUUUCCCUCAGUGGAGGAGCUGGCAGUGCCCGCCCCUGCCCUGCAGGCCAGGCUGGGACCAAGAGGGAGGUGUGACGGGAUAAUGUGACCCCCGUGAUGGGGCAGCAGAUCGCAGGCCCCCCGCAUCGCCGUGGUCCCCUCGAGCUCCCCCCAGGAAGUCGCUUACAAAGAAAUCUGCUCUUUGGAGUUGCGGGGGCCACUGUUCUGUAAGGUCAGCGGGUCCCAGAGAAGGGGGCUGCCCUUCCCCACACCUGGGUACGUCCCCUGCCUUCCAUGUCAGUGCUUCCAACUUGCAGAAGCAGGAAGGGAAUCCGGAAUAUUCUACCCACAACUACUCCAUGGGGGAAAACUGAAGUGGCCACCCCUCGAGGCCAGCUGAAGUCCAGAAACAGCUUGCAGUGGCAUUCUACAGCAUUUCUUUAAUUCCCUAAUUUGUAUUUUACAAACGUCCUACCAGUUCUCACAGGCAAUUUUAACCUCUUACAUUUCUAAGCAGACUUUAGUUUCUGCUGCUUCCCACGGCUGCAGAGGCUGUAUUCUACGGAUGUAAAACUUAGGAGCGGAUUUCUCUGCGGGCCUUAGGGUAUCAGCUCCAGUCCCCUUUUAAAAAUGAAGAGUGCGGAUCUUCUCUUGAUGGGUUGAGGCCGUGGUUGUGGUGUUUCUGAAAUACAGCUGCGAUGUGCCCGGGGACGACCGCGCCUGCUUGUGCUUCCGAGGCGCUCGGGAAGGCCGGUGUCUCCGGGCCCCAGAGCCUGGCCUGGGAUCUUCCACCCACCGAGAAGACCUUAACAACUUCUUGUCACUUCUCUCCUGCAACGGUGCCAUCUCUCCUGCAACGGUGCCAGUCGGUUCCCCAGACGCUCCACUCCCACCCCCGCUAACCUGGCUGUUCUCACACAGAAUUCCAUGGAAAACCAGCAUCCCACAGGAUGUUAACAGGAAUUACUCUGAAAAGGCGUCUGAGGCCAGAUAAGCUGGAAAACCAACAAAGUUGAAAAGGUUCCCGUUCUGCAGCACCUUCCGGGGUCUUCAUAGGCUCUUGAGGCUUCUGGAGGAGAGAGGGUGUCCGUGGAUGGCCUGUGGCUGCUGUAACGAUUGACCACAAACCCGGCGGCUUGAAACAAAAGACGUUUCUUUGCUCACAGUCCUGGAGGCCAGAGAUCUUCCUCAGGGUGUUGGGGGGGCCGUGUUCUCUCCAGAAGCUUCCGGGGAGGGUCCGUUCCUGGCCUCUGCCAGCUUCUGGUGGCUCGUGGCUGCGUCACUGCUCUCCGCCUGGCCUGCUCUGUGCACGCGUCUGCGUCAAAACCCCUUCUGCUUCUCUUACAAGGACAGGUGAUUGCGUUUCAGGGCCACUCUGCAGUCUGAGGUCAUCUCCCGCCUCAGGCUCCUUAACUUCACCCCGUCUUUUGCCACGUAAGGUAAUACCACAAAUUCCAGAGAUCAGGAAGCGAACGUAUCUUUAGGGGGCCGUUUCUCAGCCCACUCAUGCAUGCAGGCUUUCCCCACACACCCAUGAACAAAAAAUACUCUUUUUGCAGAAAAAUUAACAUCUCAAGAUUUCACAGAAUAUAUUUUGGAGACUAAGUUAAUUGCUACUAUCUGAAAAAGAAAUGAAACCCAUAAAACAAAGUAGCCCCGCAGUCCUCGCUGUGAUGUGAGAGCAGUGCAGGCCCCUCGCCCCCCUGGCAUUGUAAAGCACCUCCCUUCAGAGCGGACGCGACCACUUGCUAAACACUUAAGCCCCUUUCACCAGCUCCAUGAUUCCAUUCAACUUCUACCUUCCCUCGCACACAGCAGCCACAGAGCAAACACCUAGAACCAGCCAGGCCUGUUUGAGGGGGUCGUUUUAACAACUCCUUACAAGGCAGAAGACAAGAGGGAGCAAGAGGAGGAGAAGGGAGCCCCAGGGGGAGUCAAAGACACUCUCAUUAGCGUUCAGGGGCAGGGGGGAGACUUCUGGGCUAAGCACCCGGCGGUCUGCGGGGCCCUCUGUCCUUGGGAGCAGCCCUGAGACCCCCCACCAGCCUCACAGCUCCCACUGCCCAGCAGAGGUUCGAGACAGGUCAGGCCAGAGGGCAGUCAGUAUUCCCACAGCCAGGGGACGGCAGAUGGCCCGAGCAGGGGACACCACGGGGGCGGCCACCUGCCUUCUCCCUGGAGAAAACACGCUCACAGCUGGGGUUCCAGAGACAGCACCCCCGGCCACCCCUUCCCUGUAACGCUGGGGCCUGGGCUGUGGCCUGAAGGUGGCAGAGAAGAAAAACAUGCCAUACGAAGGCCAGGGAUACCUGGGGUCCCCCUCUCCACGGCUGCCUUGGUGCGCAGGGCCUGACGACACCCCCAGCCUCACCCGGCCCCUCUCUCUGCAUCAGCUCUUUGUCGACAAAGACACGAUCGUCAACGCCGUCGGCGCCUCGCACGACAUCCACCUCCUGAAGAUCGACAACCGUGAGGACGAGCUGGUGACCAGAGUCAACUCGUGGUGUGCGCACCUGGUG